Strongyloides ratti is the source of this 2211-nucleotide messenger RNA. Its product is annotated as DEP domain and Winged helix-turn-helix DNA-binding domain-containing protein. The transcript is spliced from 2 exons. The record is from RefSeq and is a predicted model, not a curated record. Bases 1 to 2211 code for a protein of 736 amino acids. Lineage: Eukaryota; Metazoa; Nematoda; Chromadorea; Rhabditida; Strongyloididae. Gene Ontology annotation, biological process: intracellular signal transduction.
AUGGUUGCUCUUGUUAAGAAGCUUCGAAAUUCCGUUCUAAUUUCUUCAUUCAACUCUGAAGGUCAUACCCCAAAAAAACGAUUUAGCAACAAUGAAUUUGGUGGAAAACAUAGGUUUGACCAUAGAUUCAGUACAUUUGAAUCAAGAGAACAAUGGAUAUCUCAAAAAGAUAUUGAUGGAUUGAAAAGUGGCAAAUUUAGGCAAACAAGAAGUUUUGUUAUAAUUGGACGACUUUUUAAAUAUGGUGUUCCUAGGACAGUUCAUACGAAGAUGUUAAAAAGUUACAAAGAUUCCUUUACUGGUAGAGAGGCUACUUUAUUUUUGAUGACAAAUAUUGUACCAAGAGUAUAUGACCCUAAACCUGGUACAGAUUAUAGAAGUAUUUCUAUAUCAUUAUUGUCAUAUUUUUUACGUGAAGGAUUUAUUAUUGAAGUUGGAAAAAAUAGUAAGGAGGAAAAUUUUAAAGAUUCAACAUCAAAAUUAUAUUGUAUUAAUGAAAAUUAUACUUUUCCCGAAAUUCCUUAUGACUUUAAUCCAACGGAAAGUUGUCGAUUUGAACAGUCAACUUUUUCAACAAAAAGAGGAGUAUUUUACAAUAAUACAAGACAACGAAUGAUAUCACUUAGUCAAGAUUCUGGAUUUAAUAGUUCUCUUCCAAUGGAAAGUCCCGAGUUGUCUCCAAACACAACAAAUGUUAUUGAGAAUCUUAUACCAGAAUAUAUUUCACUUUCAACUGAAAAUAAGAGUGACGACAAUACUAUACCAGAAGAAAUUGAAUUAUCCCCAUCGACUCCAGUUAACAGGAAUUCUAGAUUUAGUAAGAGUGAUUUUUCUUCAACCAGUUUUAACACUAUUACAUAUCCAUCAACUUCCUAUUCUAACUUGGUUGUCAUCAAUUCAGAUAGCAAAGUUUUUGAAACUAUACAUAGCAAUAGAUCAAGAACAAGUGUUAUUUUGUAUACUGAUCAAGAUAAUUUUGAAAUUUUUUAUGAUUCUGAUACAGCUUCAGAUUCUGGUGAAAGAGAAAUAUUUGCUGAGUGUGGUCCUAACGGUCAUGCCUUAACUCAUGAAAUGAUUUAUGGUGUUGCAUUAAGGGGAUUCUUAAGAGAGAUAGUUGGUUCAGAAGUUAGAAGGAAAUUGUUAAAGCAAUUAAAUUAUUCUUGUAGUGAUUUAAAAAGGAAUCUUGAAAAUGUUAAUGUAAAUCAAAUCGUCUAUGUAGAACCUGAAAAUGAUGUAAUACCUCGAAUUCUGUCAUCUAUUUCUGCAGUAACAGAGAGCAGUGAUAAUGGUAAAGUUGUUGAGGAUAUGUCAGAGUAUGAUAACCUUCUCCAUAUGAUUGAGGCAGAUCAAUUAGAUCAUUUUGAAGGUAGACCUUAUCUUCCUGAUGAUUUUACAAAACUAAUCUUAAAAAUGGCAUUUUUCUACAAAAGUGAUAACAAAAAAAUCCGAAUGACAUUGAAGUAUUCUAAACAAAAUGGGCGAAACAUUUUGAAAGAGUUCAAACCAUUGUCAAAUGAAUUCCUGGCUUCUAUACCUGAAGAUUUUGAUUGGAAAAAUGAAAGGAAUAUUUUUGUUUUUGAGAAAGAUACAAGUAGAACUCUCGGCAGUGGAUUACUUACAUAUGAUAUUGAGGAAGAAGAUUCUGCAGAGUUUCUUGAUUUAAUUUCUUCACUUUUAUUAUUAUUACCUUCUUAUAUUAGAAGGAGAAUACAGUUGUUUGUUAAAUAUAUGGUUGAAGUGGAAGAAAAUUCUUCAUUCCAAAUUAAAGAAGAUGUACCAAAUCGCUACUUUUUGUUGCGUGAUUUUUCAAAUAUUCUGGUGGAUUCAACUUCUAUGACUGUUUCUGUAUGGAUAACAACAUUCUUUUUAGAUAAUUUCUCCAAGAUAUUUACUUUUCCACCAAAGAUACAGGCGACGGUCUCAGCUCUUCAUAAAACAUCACCACCAAGGCCAACUAAAAAAUUACAUGAAGACGGUAAAUUAUGCACAGAUCACGAAUGUUACCGAUGUUUCCAAUAUGUUAACAAGCAACUUCGUACUCAACUAACAUACAUCAUAACAAAUCCUAAUUUAACUAACACUGUUCGUAAAAAAGAACUGGAGACAUUUAAAUCACGUUAUCCAUACAUAUACUAUGAAAUGUUCCCUAAAAAUACAACCAAAUUAUCUAAAAGAUUGUAUUCAGCUGUGAAGUCUAUUUUUUCUAAAUAA